AUGUCGAGCACCGUUUUGACGGUGAGCUACAACCAUCACCGGCUAAAGGUGCCAUAUGGUCCAUCGACAGUAUUAAAAGACGUACGAGAUCAAGUGUGCCUGUCACUGGGACUUGAUUCUAGUCAUUACUGGUUGAAGCACUCGAAAAAACCGUUGGAUCUUACGCUGCCGUUCAGGUAUUCGAAUUUAGUCGAUAACGCGCACAUUGAUCUGGUAAAACUGGCUGUUGCUACUGGAUCUAUUCGGGUAAAAGUACGUGUUCCUGGCAAACCCGACUUUGUAGGAACGUUCGAUGCUAGUGAAAAUUUAGAGGCAGUGGCCAAAGCUGCUGGCGUCAAUGAAUUGGCAUUAGCAGGCCAGCCAGUCUCUGGUAUCUUGGGUAGUGUGGCAAAUGGGUCGGUUCUAUUCACUGGCCGUGCUUCCACAAUGGCAAACAUUUCUCAAAAGCCUCAACCGUCCGCCAAAAUUGACAAGGCUGUCCCCAAAGCCGCUACAGGUGGCCAAUCGAUCCCUGAACGCAAACCAACGGUCCAAUCCCCUGAAAACAUAGUCCAGGGGUCUCCUCAAGGAAACAGUGCUCGCCAAUUUCAAGUCAUCAUGCCAACCACUCUAGCGGUCACAGCAGACGAUGAGCCAGAACUUACAGAGUCCCAAUUUAGGAUGUACCACAAAUACCUCCGUGAUCAAGCAGGCUCGAGGCCGAUGAUCAGUAAGUCGACAAAGGAGCGGCUAGCCCAAGAACGACUCAAUUCAACCCCUAUUACUGUACGAGUACGUCUGCCAGACCGGACGAACUUACAAGCUGUUUUCACCAGUGAUGAGUCGACCGAUGUGAUUUACGAUUUUGUUCGUAGCCACCUUCGCGAUCCAUUGCAGGAAUUUUAUUUAACUGCUGUCGAAACACCCGGGAAAAUUGAACUCGCUAAAUCAUUAGUUCAUGACUACAAGCUCGGUAGCCGGGUGCUUUUGAUUUUUAAAUGGGCCCAUCCACCCACUUCUGAAUCUCCUGUUUUGAGCGACGCUGUCUUGAAGCUCCAUAGCCAACCGGCUGUUAGCAGAGAAGAUCCAAAGAAAACAAACGAGUCUCAAGGAACUCAAUCUCCAAAGCAAGACCCAAAACAAGAGCUGAAGCAAGGCUCAAAGCACAAGAGUGUACCAAAAUGGCUAAAAUUGCAUAAAUAA
Molecule: messenger RNA, 1182 nt
Organism: Wickerhamiella sorbophila
Lineage: Eukaryota; Fungi; Ascomycota; Dipodascomycetes; Dipodascales; Trichomonascaceae
Product: UBX domain-containing protein 4
Exons: 1
Coding region: 1-1182 (393 amino acids)
Molecular function (GO): protein binding
Source: RefSeq, a predicted model, not a curated record